Rotaria sordida is the source of this 1950-nucleotide messenger RNA. The record is from the annotation of a GenBank genome assembly. Lineage: Eukaryota; Metazoa; Rotifera; Eurotatoria; Philodinida; Philodinidae.
AUGAUGGUAAUUGAAUAUUUGGUUACUAAUGAUUUGGUAUAUCAAUCCUUCGAUAAAGUACGAUUUGUUAAAGGAGCUCAUAAAAGUUAUGCCAUGGUUCCACCUAACCAAAUAAAAAAUAAUAAUGUAUCAAUUAAAGCAUUGGCUAAAUUAAACUUGAAUAUUACUGAUUAUGAACAAAUAUGGCAGCAAUGUUUAUUGCCUACACCGGAAUUAUCGGCAAAAAUUGAACCAUCAGCAAUCAAUCUUAUUAAUUUACAUUUAAGUGAUUACAUUUCAAUUAUUCAUCGUUUGGGUGAUGCCAACGAUCCUGUUGCUAAAGAAAUUCUAAAACCUGGUUUGCAAUGUGGUCAAAUUGGUAUUGACUAUAAAUCAAAUACAUUUUCAUUGGCACCGGAACAUAUUAUUCAUUUCCAUAGUGAUGAUGACAUCAUGAAGCUACUAAACGGAUUGUGUAUUCGAGCAACCGCUCAACAAGUUGGUUUAUUGAAUAAUACUGGCUCUUCAGCAAUAUGUAAUCAUUAUAUGGCUCCAAAGGAGCCUGAUACAGUCCAAAUGUCUAUACCUCUCGCUGAUGAUUAUAAUCAAUUACAAAGAAAACAGCUAUUUUCUGUUAUUUCUGUUGAUAUUUCUUCGAAUGAAAAGGAUCAAACGAAUACAUUACAAAAGCAACUUAUAUCAACUGAAGAAACUAAUGCUACUUUUAUAAAAUCAAAUAUUGAUAACAACAGUAUUGAUGAUUGUAUAUUCGUUAUGGAAAAAAUUAAAGCGAUUCUAGAAAAUGACAGAAACAAUAUUGCUUAUACACAGAAAGAUGUAACACCUGUUCGACAACGCCUAGAUAACGAUCAGCAACAUCACAAGUCAUCAAUGAGUAUUAAUCACUUGGCACAAACUGUAUCUGAUUGUGCAUUGUCGUAUGAAAAACCUGGCAAUAUUGAAACAAAUAAUAAUGAAACUACUGAUUCUUCCAGUUCAAUUGAAUAUGACGAUCCAACGACUGAUUCUGUGAUGAUAAAUGUUGUCGAUCGUAGUUUAUGUUUUCAACAACAUCUGCAUAUGGAACAAUUUUCUCAAUUAUCAUCGUCAAUCAUCAUUGAAUAUGGUUGUGACAAAGAAAAUCAAAAUACUGAUUCUGAAUAUAUGGAAGCUGAAUAUGGUUCAAACUUUGAAACGUCAUCACCUUGUGAAACAAUGACACUUGACUGUAAUAACACACUCCAGCAUUCACAAAAAACUUCAACGGAAAAGAAUAUUCUUCCAACAAAAACAUGUGACAUUAUUACAUUAUCAAAAAGACUUAUGCUCAAGUCAUUUGUUACAUUCACGAAAACAGAUGUUACUCGAUUAUAUAACAGUGCUGAAACAAAGAAUUUAGUAAUUAAAUAUUUGCAAGAACAUGAAUUUAUCAAGCGAAUUGAUGAUUUGUUUUUGUCGACUAGUCCAACCAAAAAAAUAGUUAAAUCCGAAAUUGGCUAUUUAAAACUAUUUCCAGCUUCACGAUCUGCAUUUGAUGCAGCAGAAUUUGAAAUAAAACUUCGAGAGAAAGUAGAUAUUACAUUGGAUUAUUAUGUUGAUAAAGUUUUUAAUGGUGGAAAUUCAUCCAUAUCAACUUCGGCUAUAAAUAAUAUGUUUAACACAUCACAUAAUAAUUGGCUAUUGAAUCGUCAUUGGUACGAUAAACUGAAAGAAGGACAUAUUAGUGUAUAUUAUCAAAACAAGAUCUUUUGUCCUGAUGCCAACAUGAGUGUAACUAUGAUAACUGUAAAUUCAGUUUCAAAUGAUGGUGUUCAUGAUUCAUGUGAUCGACCACGACCCAAAUUGACUGCUUCGCAACGAACAAAUAAAGAACUAAGACGACUUGGUGCUAAACGACAAAAAGAACCAAGUGAUGAACCACCACCAAAACGACAACGCAAACCAAAACGAUUUGCUGAUGAAGAUUAUUAA